Messenger RNA from Nelumbo nucifera (sacred lotus), 1061 nucleotides. RefSeq lists its product as uncharacterized. The record is from RefSeq and is a predicted model, not a curated record. Lineage: Eukaryota; Viridiplantae; Streptophyta; Magnoliopsida; Proteales; Nelumbonaceae.
GAUGAUUUCAUGUAAUCUAAUUUAAGGUAGAUAGGUAGGGCUACGCUGGUCCAAGUGGAAUAGCUGAUUUUUGAGCGGGACGUGUGCAAAGGGCUGGGCUACUUGCCUACUUCAUCCAGGAACACGUCACCAAUGCACCCCGAUCGAUACAAGUGGCCGUGUUUGUUUUUAUCUGGAUUGCGUAGGCAGUAGGCUAUUGUACAACGUUUUAUUUGCAGGAGAUUCCGCCCAUCAGCCAGCCCAUGUAAAACUCGGUCAAAUUCAGUCCUUGACCGCAGCCGGCUCAUGUCAAAACCAAUAGGCACCUGCUCUUCCAGUAAUCCAGUAUACGUAUUUUUUUGACGAUUUCUCUCUCCCAUGUCCACUUCCAAUAUAUAGUUGGAUCCGUUUAAUUCUUUCUUUUCAAUCUCACAAAUACAUAAUGGAUCCUCAAUUUGCUUCUUCUCCUUCAUCUUCCAACUCUACUGAUGUACAACCAAAUCCACCACCUCCAACAACAAUGUACCUCCAUUCCAUCCGCAAGACACCUGCCAAGCCAUGGAAGAAGCAGGGGCCCUCACCACCUCCUAGAGUUUACCGAGUGAAUUCCAGAAACUUCCGGCAGGUAGUCCAGCACCUCACUGGGUCUCCUGAUCAUGUCAUCCGCUCCCGCCAUCUCCAAAGCGUGGCACCUCCUCCACUUAACGUCGUUGCGCCACCACUGUACAGGUCGUCCUACAGUAGUACUGAUGUAUCUGAACAACCGCAGCUUUGCUCCCCAGACUUAUCACUAUCUGUUGUGCAUAAAUGUAUUAGUUAUAAUGAAUUGCUACAAACAGAGGCGCAUCCAGAUAGCCAGCCACAGCCAGAGAAGAAAAGUGACCAUGGGUCGUCGUUCAGCUUCUGUACCUCGCCGUCAUCGCUUACAUGGAGCUCUCUGUUUUGAGCCCAGGAACAGAUCUGGAGUCCUUAGAUCAAAGCGAUCUUCUUCACUAGGACUACUCCGAAACUCCUGGCAGCUCUCUUUUCUUUCCCUAUCUAUAUAUCUACUUAUCUAUUUAUCUGUCUUUUUCUUCUUCUUC